Mastomys coucha (southern multimammate mouse) is the source of this 1198-nucleotide messenger RNA. RefSeq names its product mucin-5AC-like. The record is from RefSeq and is a predicted model, not a curated record. NCBI's taxonomy places the organism in Eukaryota, Metazoa, Chordata, Mammalia, Rodentia, Muridae. The transcript is spliced from 3 exons. Bases 322 to 1170 code for a protein of 282 amino acids.
GGAGGAGAGGCAGAGACAGAAGAACCACCCGGAAGCCUGGGGAUCAGCUCAGCCUAGAGUGUUCACCAAAGCAGAAAUAAGAGAGAGCCUGCCUCAGAACGAGGUGAAACCAGAGAACCAACUUCCACAAGCUACCCUCUGACCUCCACAGCCGUGGAGACUGGAAGCUCAGAAGCAAGUGUCCAGAGGCUCUGUACAGGAAUGGGGUGUGACAGCUUCUCCAGGGGGCCUCUGCACCUCUCCAUCCACCUGUGAGCCAUUUCCUCCUGUACUGCCCUGACCCAGACUGAAGCCACCCAACGCAUCACAGGACAUCCUCCCAUGAUGACAACCAAGAACAUUUUCCCAGACUCAAAGCCAAUGACGGGCAUCCAGACUUCUUCAGAAGCCCUCAACCCCACCACCAAAUCUUCUACGACCAACAAGUCCAAGGGAUCCAUCUUUGAGAUGCGGGACUCAGUCAGGAAUCUGCCUGAGCAACUCCCAGAGAAUUGUGAAUCCUCACUUUCUAACUCUACAAACUUAUACCAUCUGGGCCUGUAUCCAGUUAUACCAAGGAAAUUUCUGACCCCAAGGCUGCAGACAUGUGACCCUAUUCCUAAGGCCACAAAAAUCUGUGUCCCUAAGGAUCCCUUGGCCAAGCUUCAGCUGACAGAUGAGGCAUAUGAGUUGAGAAAGAAUCUCAGCCCAGCCCUAUACCCUCUCAAGAAUACACCCACUGUGUCAGCCAUGAAGGUACCCUCUGCAGAUACCAUGGAGGCACCCUCUGAAGAUACCAUGGAGGCACCCUCUGAAGAUACCAUGGAGGCACCCUCUGCAGAUAACAUGGAGGCACCCUCUGCAGAUAACAUGGAGGCACCCUCUGCAGAUAACAUGGAGGCACCCUCUGCAGAUACUAUGGAAGCACCCUCUGCAGAUACAAUGGAGGUACCCUGUUCAUCAGUGGUGAAGGCACCCUCUUCAGUGACCUCAAAGAGACUCUCUGCAGGGGCCAUGAAGCCAAGAACCAAGACCCAAGAUACGAACCAGAAGGAGCAAGACAAUGAAAACCAUUGUUUUUCCCUUGACCUUGUGCUUGUCAUCCCAAACCAGUCAACUCUGGGCAUCCAACAUGUCCCUAUUCCAGAGGCCACAAAGGUCACUAUUCCAGGGACUCAUGUUAUUUCUUGAACAACCAUAAAAUAAACAACCGACUGCA